Messenger RNA from Manihot esculenta (cassava), 1011 nucleotides. RefSeq lists its product as uncharacterized. NCBI's taxonomy places the organism in Eukaryota, Viridiplantae, Streptophyta, Magnoliopsida, Malpighiales, Euphorbiaceae. The transcript has 5 exons. The coding region runs from base 1 to 1011 and encodes 336 amino acids. The record is from RefSeq and is a predicted model, not a curated record.
AUGAUUGCUCCACAUUCUUUUCUCUCGUCUCGACUUGCAGGUAUACCUGGAGUUAAAGCAUCACUACUCGAAGAGUUUGGUGUUCGCUUGAUCACAUAUGACCUUCCUGGUUUUGGGGAGAGUGAUCCUCAUCCGAGCAGAAAUCUUAACUCAUCAGCACUUGAUAUGCUCCACCUAGCGAAUGCUAUAGGCAUUAAUGACAAGUUUUGGGUGCUGGGUUACUCAAGUGGAAGCAUGCAUGCUUGGGCUGCACUCAGAUACAUCCCUGAUAGAAUUGCUUGUGCUGUGAUGAUUGCCCCAAUGAUUAAUCCAUAUGAGCUGGGUAUGACAAAAGAAGAGAUGAGAAAAACAUGGGAAAAUGGGCCGUCAAAAAGGAAAUUAAUGUACUUCUUAGCUCGGAAAUUUCCAAAAUUUCUCUCUUAUUUUUAUCGCCAAAGCUUAAGCUUCUUAUCUGGUUUUCAUGGUCGAAUUGAUAAGUGGAUGUCUGAGUCACUUGGAAGGAAGGAUGAAAUUUUGAUUGAGGAUCCAGCAUUUGAAGAAUUUUGGCAUAUGGAUGUGGAGGAGUCAAUCCGCCAAGGGAGUGCAAAACCAUUCAUUGAGGAAGCUGUACUACAGGUGUCAAACUGGGGUUUCAGCUUGGCAGAUCUACAUGUGCAGAAGAAGUGUCAGAAGAAAGGCAUUAUCCUUUGGCUUAGGUCCACGUACAGUCCAGCAGAAUGUGAUUUGGCUGGAUUUCUUGGCCCAAUUCACAUAUGGCAGGGGACGGAUGACCAAUUAGCACCACCAUCAAUGACUGACUACAUAAACCGGGUUCUACCAGGUGUUGUCCUGCAUAAGAUUCCAAAUGAAGGCCAUGAAUGCCAUAGGCAGAUAUUCUCUGCUCUUUUUGGAGAAGCUCUAGGUCCGCUUAACAAGAUGGCUGAAAUGAAUGAAACUUCAUUUCAAGGACAGCUGGAAGAGGUGUUAUCAUCAUCACCACCUAUGGUUGAUUCUUCUUCAGGAGAUAUGUGA